Molecule: messenger RNA, 2448 nt
Organism: Trichobilharzia szidati
Lineage: Eukaryota; Metazoa; Platyhelminthes; Trematoda; Strigeidida; Schistosomatidae
Source: the annotation of a GenBank genome assembly
AUGAGAAGAAAUGAGAAAACGUACUUGAAACCAAAACAGGAAAAUAAAAAGACUGAAAACUAUCGAGAUGAUUCAGUGACAAGUAUUUCCCAUGCACCUAGUCCAGUCCCAGAUUUUGCAAGAGCAAUAUCUAGCUUGUCACCAGUUUCUCUUGGAAGAAAAUUUCGACAAAAUGAUGUAAAACGACAAGAUAUUGACAGGAUAUCUACAACUGCCCAACCGCCAAGACAAUCGUCCUCUAGAUUUAUUAAAACUUCUCAUGAAGAGUUAAAAGCUCUACCUUUAUUAGUUGAGACACCACCAGGUGAACGAGAAACCCUAUUGCUCAAUAAAAUACGAAUGUGUUCAACUUUAUUCGAUUUCAAUGAUAAUAGUGUUCAGUUAAAAUCAAAAGAGAUUAAAAGAUUAACACUAUUAGAAUUAGCUGAAUUUAUUUCAAUGAAUUCUAGUUCACUUACUGAACCUAUUUACAUGGGUAUUAUAAACUUGCUAAAAGUCAAUGUCUUUCGUACAAUUGUACCAACUAAUACAAGUACAGAAAUGUUAGAUUAUGCAGAUAAUGAUGAUGAACAAAUGACAAAUUUAGAACCAUCUUGGCCACAUCUUCAGUUAGUCUACGAUAUAUUUCUACGCUUUAUCAGUUCACCGGAUUUUCAAGCUGCAUUAGGAAAAAAAUAUUUAGAUCAACAAUUUUUUAGAAAUCUUUUAGAAUUAUUUAAAUCUGAAGAUCCACGUGAACGUGAAAUGGUUAAAAUGAUACUGCAUCGUGCUUAUGGUAAACUUGUUACAUUAAGACCAGUUAUAAGACGUAUGGUCAAUAAUAUAUUUCUACAAUUUAUUUACGAGGAAGAUAAUCAUUGUGGAAUAGCUGAACUUUUGGAAAUUAUUGGCAGUAUAAUCAAUGGUUUUCAAACCCCAUUGAAAGAUGAACAUAAACAAUUUCUACGCAGAGUAUUACUUCCGUUACAUAAAUCACCAACAAUGGGUCAUUUUCAUGCUCAAUUGACUUAUUGUACAACAGAAUUUAUUAAAAAAGAUUCAAGUUUAUUCACAGUGAUCAUUCAUGAAGGUCUACUACGUUUUUGGCCUAGAGUAAAUUCAGUUAAAGAAAUGCUUUUUCUCAAUGAAUUAGAAGCUUGCCUUGAAUGCACUGGACCAAUUGAAUUUCAAGCUAUUAUACCUGAAGUAUUUCCACGUUUGGCUAAAUGUAUUGAAUCUUUGCAUUUUCAGGUUUCAGAAAGAGCUCUUAUGUUUUGGAAUAAUGAAUAUCUCUUAUCAUUAAUGUCAGAGAAUAUAAAUACAGUUCUACCGAUUAUCUUUAAUUCAUUAGCAGAAUCACGAAGUCAUUGGAAUAAAACUGUUCAUGGAUUAAUUUGUAAUGUUUUAAACUGGGCCAUUGAAACAGAUCAAAGACUUGUUGAACAGUGUUCAUCAAAACUGACAGAAGAACGACAAAAGAAAACUGCACGUCUACAAAACCAUGAAGCCUACUGGAAUCGAGUGGAGUUAGCAGCUGAAAAAGUUAAACAAUCGUCAGUGAAUUAUCCAGUUAACAUGAGAACAUCAUCAAUAUCUGUAUCACUUUCUGGCAUUAAAAAUAAAUAUCCAAUGUCUAACACUUCAAAUAACAGAAGUUUAACAGGUUUAAAUGAAUUCUAUGCAAAAUUAUCUUCUACAACAACAACAUCAUCGUCGUCAUCAUUACCAUCUACUCCUCUUGCCACCAGUGUGCAUACUACUACUUCCGGGAUUGGCAGUAGUACAGGCAGUGGAAUUACUGGAAAUGCUAAUCUUGUAAAUAAUCCAAAACUUUUUCCUUUAAAUAAUAUGAAACCUGGUGAAUUAAUCAAUACCGUGAAAGAGAAUCCUAAUAAUAAUUAUAAUACUGAAUUUUCACAAACAUCUUGCAAUCCAAUCCAAUCUAAUCUAUCUGGAUCGUCUUCUUCAGUUUUAAAUGCCUUACCAUCAUUUACCAGCACCCAGAAUUCUUCAUCACUGACAUCGACAAUAUUGACAACAACAACAACAACAAAUACUUUAUUGAAAGAACAAACUACAACAGUAGCAUCAGUUGACAAAGUAGAUUUACAGAGUCAAUCAAAUGUGAAACAGAAAACUCAGACAUCUACUGUAAGUGAUGUUAAUGUAAAGCCUAGUUCAGCAAAUACAGCAUCAACUAAUUUACUCAAUUUCAGUAGAAAAUUACGUUCACCAAAGCCAAGUACAACUGUUGUUCAAACAACUAAGAAACCAACGAGUUCCACACAAAAGCAGCCUUUGAAGUCUAACCCAACCAUGACUACCCAUAAAGAUACACUGACGUCAGCGUCAUCAUCAUUAUCAACAUCAGUUCCAUCGGCUCAAGCAACAUCAAGUAGCAGUACAUCUAAGUCAGAGAAAUCAACAAAUUUAAAACGCACAACAACCUUGAAAUCAUUGAACACUUGA